This is a messenger RNA of Capsicum annuum, 1482 nucleotides long. Its product is annotated as receptor kinase-like protein Xa21. Bases 1 to 1482 code for a protein of 493 amino acids. Gene Ontology annotation, molecular function: protein binding. Lineage: Eukaryota; Viridiplantae; Streptophyta; Magnoliopsida; Solanales; Solanaceae. The record is from RefSeq and is a predicted model, not a curated record. The transcript has 5 exons.
AUGGCACGCUUGCACCGGCUUAAGGUUCUUGAUUUAAGUUUCAACAGCUUCAGCGGGGAGGUUCCCUCAUGGUUUGUUUUUUUACACCAACUUCAAUUUCUAAGUCUUAGGAAUAAUAGUUUCACGGGUUCACUCCUCUCUUCAUUUUCUAAUAUUUCAAAGAUUGAAACCUUGGAUUUGGCAAUCAAUUCCUUCGAUGGUCAAAUCCCGAAAGAGAUUGGUAGUGUUGAAUACCUGAGAAAUUUAAACUUGUAUGGAAACAAUCUCAUAGGCUCCAUUCCUCCGUCACUCACGAAUGCCUCAAGGUUAGAGACUUUAGAUUUAUCUCGAAAUUUACUUCAAGGAAAUAUUUCAGAAGGAAUUGGCAAUCUUCACAACCUGAACUUCUUGUCCAUACAAGAUAAUCAUCUUACCGGUUCUAUUCCAUUCACAAUUUUCAAUAUUUCGAAAAUCAAAGUCCUUGCAUUUACAAAGAACAGCCUAUCAGGAGAUCUUCCUAAUGGUUUAUGCAAUGAUCUCACAAUACUCAAAGAGCUUUAUCUGUCUUAUAACAAGCUUCACGGACGUAUGCCUACAAGCUUGUCAAAUUGUUCACAACUUCAAAUGUUGUCUUUAUCAUACAAUGAGUUUGAUGGUCCAAUACAUAGUGAAAUUGGAAAAUUGAGUAACUUGCUGGAAUUGUAUCUCGGAUAUAACCAUUUCACAUGUGAAAUACCCAAAGAGAUAAGAAAUCUCAUUAAAUUCGAGGAACUUCUUCUUGAGAUAAAUAGUUUUAGUGGUUCACUUCCAAUGGAGAUCUUCAACAUAUCAGGCCUGAAAAACUUGGAUGUCAUAGACAUGACUCAAAAUCAAUUUUCAGGUUCUCUUCCUAAUUGUUUAGGAAACAUUACUUCCCUUGGAGAGAUACAUCUGGGUUCCAAUAUAUGGAGUUCCAAUAUACCACCAAGCUUAGGGAACCUUAAAGCUCUAGUGGUUCUUGACUUAUCUUCAAACAACAUGGUAGGUUCUUUACCUCCAGAGAUUGGAAAUCUAAAGGCUGCGACGCUGAUGGAUCUGUCAAUGAAUCGAUUCUCAAAUAGAAUUCCUAGAGAAAUUGGAGGAUUGCAAAAUUUGGUGAACCUUUCUUUGAGAAAUAACAAGUUGCAAGGAUCUAUACCUGACUCAAUUAGCAACAUGGUAGCAUUGGAAUUCCUAGACCUUUCUCAAAAUAACAUAUCAGGAACCAUUCCUAUGUCUUUGGAGAAACUUCAAAACCUGAAGUAUAGAAAAGGUGAAAGAUCUCCUCAACAAGAUGAUUCAUUGUCUACACAGAAACGAGAAAGAAUUUCAUACUAUGAACUGCUCCAAGCAGCAGAUGAUCUUAGUGAGAGUAAUCUGAUUGGUUCCGGAAGUUUUUGCUCUGUUUACAAAGGCAUUCUCAAUAGUGGAAUUUUCGUUGCAGUUAAAGUGUUCAAUCUGCAACAAGAUGAGCCUUCGCCAUAG